AUGCGUUCGCCGAUAUUAUAUUUCACUCUUACUUUUCUCUUUGCCUCUGCGAUGUUCUCUAACGCAGCCUAUAACAUAACGACACCAGGAACUGGCGUUAUUUGGCAUGCAUUCGACGCCGUCCAAGUAUUAUGGACUGGCACUGAUGAACCGAAUGUCGACGUAAGAUUGGUUUCUGGUCCAGCAGAAAAUCUAACGCAGUUUACAGUCCUCUGUACCGAUGUGCCCUCAAGUGUUGGACUGUGCAAUUAUACCGUGGAUGAGAAUAUUCCAAGUGGAAUUAACUAUGCCGUUACUGUUGGAAAACUUCCUGAAAAUUAUGCCUUUUCGAGUUAUUUCUCCAUCCAAACGAAAGAUCCACUUCCAGCAAACACUGGAUGUCCCAACUUUGGUGGCUACAAUUGCACUCAAACUUUCCCGUGUUGCAGUGCAUCUGGAUACUGUGGUGCCACCGAAGGCCAUUGCGGUACAGGGUGUGUUCCUCAGUUCAGCUUUAAUGGCAUUUGUGGUAUACCGACACCGCCCGCACCUCCCACUACCAAGUAA
This is a messenger RNA of Paraglomus brasilianum, 546 nucleotides long. The record is from the annotation of a GenBank genome assembly. Lineage: Eukaryota; Fungi; Glomeromycota; Glomeromycetes; Paraglomerales; Paraglomeraceae.